GGGAAAUCAAGUGACCUACAUGCCCAUUCCUACCAAGGAGGAAACUAUUGUACCGUCGACACUGCCCGGGACUGGCUCUUGUUAUCGGAGCAGCAGCAGGAGCGCAUCAUUACGCGCGGAUCUUUCUGAGCCCAGAGCCGUCCCUGGGUCCGUGCGUCUGAUAUAAGCCGCAUGUUACCUCCUGCUCUUAUUUCAGUUGGAGAUUUUCCGGGUCGAAAUUCUUCAACGUGGUAACGAAGUUGAGGACAAGUUUACCUGGCCUUUGUUUGAGUGGAAACCUGCACCCGCACUGUUCGUGCGUCUCUUUUUAGGCAUUGGAGGUACCACUUUGUUUGGUGAACAUUUCCACCCUCUGCGCUUUUACUUAGACUUUAACUACGCAAGACAACUUUUGGAGGAAAAAACAACAAGCCAAAGAUGAAUGCAACGGACAUUUUUUGCAAUAAUAAUGAAACGUGCAAGUCUACGAACAAUUCCAGUACGGAUGCCACCAAUCCCCCCGACAGCUAUAUCGACAUCACUACUUUUAUGCACAUAUUUCCAUCCAUUUAUGGGAUCCUCUGUACAGUUGGCGUCAUAGCAAACGGACUGGUUAUCUUUGCCGUGGCUACAUGUAAAAAGAAAAUGGUGUCAGACAUCUACGUGUUGAAUUUAGCCAUUGCUGAUUUGCUUUUCUUGCUUGUGAUGCCCUUCAAUAUACAUCAGCUGGUACGGGACAGACAGUGGGUUUUUGGGAACUUCAUGUGCAAAGCAGUGGUGGUGGUGGAUGUCAGCAAUCAGUUCACCACAGUUGGAGUGGUGACAGUCUUGUGUAUUGACAGGUACAUCGCCAUCGUGCACCCCACCUCAGACAAGCGCACCAUCCAGUGGACCAUCAUCAUCAACCUGCUGGUGUGGCUGGGCAGCUUCCUGCUCACCGUGCCCGUCAUGAUGUACGCCAAGGUGGUGGGCAAGCGGGACCUGGAGAUGUGCAUGAUGUACCUGGACGGCCCCCAGGACAUGUACUGGUACACCCUCUACCAGUCCAUCCUGGGCUUCAUCAUCCCCCUGGUCAUCAUCAGCACCUUCUACUCCCUGACGCUCUACCACGUGUUCAGCUCCAUCCGGAGGGUGAAGCGCAAGCAGUCCGUGUGGGCCAAGCGGGCCACCAAGACGGUGCUGAUGGUCAUCGCCCUCUUCCUGGUGUGUUGGUCGCCCUACCACGUCAUCCAGGUGGUGAACCUGAGCAACAACACGCCCACCACCGCCUUCAUCUACGCCUACAACAUCAGCAUCUGCCUGAGCUACUCCCACAGCUGCAUCAACCCGCUCAUGCUGCUCAUCUUCGCGCAGAACUACCGGGAGCGCCUUUGUCGGCGCAACGCGCUGCUCAGCUCCCAGCACUCGUCAAAGACCACGUCGGUGAGGCCCGACGGGUCCAGCCUGGCCACCGAGCCCAGCUACCGCUGCACCCCCAUCUGAGCGCGACGCAGGGGGGGGGAGGCCUGCGUGGACGAUGAUGCUGCCGCUGUGUGUGAGGGUGCUUCAAUAAAAGGGCUUUGUUGUAGUGAGUAGCAGUGAGUGUUCUGUUGAUUCGAGACAAGGUUUUGUGCCAAAAUGCAAUGUGGUCGGUCGCUUUUACUCCAGGGCUGAGGGGGUGUGUUGUGGACUCGAUAUCGGGAGGUGGGGAUUGAUGUUAGAGCUGUAUUCCGGCGAGACCUGUCAAUUUCUCCCAACCCCAUUGAUCACUCUGGCUCUCUUCUCUUCCUCUCUGUCACACUCUCCCGCCUUCUCUCCCUUGAUCUUUUAUACGGUUCGGUUCUUUUGCCUUGUUUUGUCUGGGUCAGAUCGGGUGAGGUUUCACGACUCCACCGUUGACCCAUUUACGAUAGGUGUUUUGGUCCCGGAAAAUACACUCCCAGCUCAGGAAAAAACCAAAAGCUGUUUAGUGUUGCUUCACUUAGAGGAUCAACAUGUUGUCAAACUGAUAUUACUAUUCAUUUUAAUUAAACUUGAUGAUAGGAAUGACAUUUAAAUGGAGUGGAAUGUAUUUAAUGGGAUCACGUCUUGAUUUGGUGUUUGUUUAUGUUGUACAUAAUGUGUGUCUGAACCAAUGGGAUUUUCGUUUCGUUUUUUAAUUGCAUGUCAUGCGUUGGUUCUACGACUGAGCUGUUCUAUGACGAACACGGAAGACAUUUUUUGUACCAUUGAUCUGUAUCAACGAUUCACCAAAACAUCCACUUAUAACUUUAGAGGCUUUACUCUGAAAUGUAAAUCUUCUUACAGAAAAAGGUUUUGUGUUGAUUUCCACCGGAUGUUUCCUGCAUUUGCAUGUGACCCGUGCUGUGCAUCUUUAUCCUAUUACACUCAAACUGCUGCAUUGAAGCCAUACGCUGCCACAUAGCUUGUUAAAAGUAGCACUUACCUUGCAGGGUUUAACGUUUUUGUGAACUAUGUAUAUGAUAAACGUCCAAGAAUGAAAAACGUGCAUAUGAGUUUAUUGCCAAUUUCAGAAAGAUAUAUAAUGAUCUCGGGGAAAUGCUCAGUAAUCUAAUCGGUAAUCUACCAUUGCCACCUGAUCAGUGAUAUACCACUACAGGUUAGAACAACAUAGACGACAAUGAGGGUGUAUAUCAGAAAGCACAUGCAGACAAAGGAAAGAAACAUCUGAAAUCACCUGGAGAUGCUGCUUAUUGCUGCCAUCCACUAAAGCACACCUUGGGAUCGUUGUUUCAGUCUAGACUCAUAAAAUUUUGUUUUUUGUUUUUGAUUAAUAGUAUUAUGAAAGAUGUCCUACCCCGAAUGAUGUACCUCUGUGAAGUGAUCUGCCUUGAUAUUCACACAAAUCAUUUGAAAGGCGUACAUAGAAGUGGUCCUAUUUUGUCUGCAUGUAUGGAAUGUGUAUCUUGUGGAUAUAGUGAAAGGUUUUGUAUGAAAGUCUGAAGACAUAACAAUUUUGUGAGAAAGGCCUAACCCCAGACGGCCUGUAGUGUAAGGAAAAACAACAUAAAACUUAAUGAAGGACUCUCAUGUUGGAGAACCUGAAGCCACACUGUUAAUCCAGCAACAAUGCCCAUAUUUGUCUAUCAGUAAAGCAUUUGCGCAGCUAGCUCUGGCAGGACACUCUAGUCAUGUGCUGCCUAUCAGCUGACAGCUAACGCAACACACACACACACACACACACACACACACACACACACACACACACACACACACACACACACACACACACACACACACACACACACACACACACACACACACACACUUUGGUUCAGCUCUGUAAUCGAUGUUACCUCCUACACAAUUGGCGGAGGCAUCUGCUGUUGAUUGUAUAGUGCUGCCUGCAUUUGGUAUGCUGUAUCUGACCUUAGUAUGCUAUGCUUUCGACCUUUCAGCAGUGCGGCCUCUAAAAGAGUGGAUCCAUACCAAACUAAAGUGUAUUACCGUUUCAUGCAAUAAAUGGUUGAUGAUGGACUUCAGACAGUCUGAAACGUCUCUUCUGUAAUAGAAGUGGGUUUGUUCAUAACAAUGCUGAAUGCAUUUGAAAUAUCAACAUGAUAAAAGGUUAAAGCUAAGGACCCAUUUCCAACACCUGAUCCCGAGUCAAUUCCUGGUUCUGAAGAACAACACCACUUUUGCUGCCGGCUUAAAUUAAAGUUAAAGUGAAUGAUGAUCUU
Molecule: messenger RNA, 3659 nt
Organism: Gadus morhua (Atlantic cod)
Lineage: Eukaryota; Metazoa; Chordata; Actinopteri; Gadiformes; Gadidae
Gene: mchr2b
Product: melanin concentrating hormone receptor 2b
Exons: 2
Coding region: 418-1461 (347 amino acids)
Biological process (GO): neuropeptide signaling pathway
Cellular component (GO): neuron projection; plasma membrane
Molecular function (GO): neuropeptide binding; G protein-coupled receptor activity
Source: RefSeq, a predicted model, not a curated record